AGCACUCAGCGCACACGGCGCCCCGGCAGCAGCCGUAGCGGGGGCGCCCUGCGGUCCCGGCCCCGGCGCGGCCACCCUCGCUCUCUCGGCCGCCCUGCCUCGCUCGCACCUGGCUGAUCAGCUGACGGCAGAGCAGAUUGCUGAAUUCAAGGAAGCUUUCUCCCUAUUUGACAAAGAUGGUGAUGGCACCAUCGCAACCAAGGAACUUGGAACCGUCAUGAGGUCGUUGGGUCAGAACCCAACAGAAGCCGAAUUGCAGGACAUGAUCAACGAGGUGGACGCUGAUGGUAAUGGCACCAUUGACUUCCCAGAAUUUUUGACUAUGAUGGCUAGAAAAAUGAAAGACACCGACAGUGAAGAAGAAAUCCGUGAGGCGUUCCGAGUCUUUGACAAGGAUGGCAAUGGAUACAUCAGCGCCGCAGAACUGCGCCACGUCAUGACAAACCUGGGAGAGAAGCUGACAGACGACGAAGUAGACGAGAUGAUCAGAGAAGCGGACAUCGAUGGAGACGGGCAAGUCAACUACGAAGAAUUCGUACAGACGAUGACUGCAAAAUGAAGACCUACUUUCAACUCCUUCCCCC
Dama dama (fallow deer) is the source of this 584-nucleotide messenger RNA. RefSeq names its product calmodulin-like. Gene Ontology annotation, molecular function: calcium ion binding. The record is from RefSeq and is a predicted model, not a curated record. NCBI's taxonomy places the organism in Eukaryota, Metazoa, Chordata, Mammalia, Artiodactyla, Cervidae. Bases 218 to 559 code for a protein of 113 amino acids. The transcript has a single exon.